GCAAUUUGUUUUUAAUCGUUGCUUGUCAUUGACGCAAAUUCCGGCGGCAGAAUUGGUGCGGCAUAUGAUAUACACGGCAAACUGAACAGUAUUUUUUAUACAAAAACAAUAACAAGUGGUGUGCUUAUAUGCAAAAAAACGAAAAAAUAAAAUUAAUAGGAAACAAGCAAUAGAGUAACGCGAAAACGGCAAAAGUGAAAAGACGAGUUAAGAAAAAAUCAACCCGCUCGUCUUCCUGCAUGCCCACCUGCCAACCAAACACCCCCAUGCCCUUUAUGCUUCCUUAUGUUCGUUUGUCGCACCGCUGAUCACUCGGCUCUCGUCCCCAUCUAAAGUUUAGGUAGCCGGCCCGGCGACCUCUGCUGCGUAUCAUAUCGUUGGAUGGUUGUUUGUUGGUGUGGAGCCCACAAGUCAAAAAACAAACAACUGGGCGAAGGCAGGGAGCGAAAGCGUCGUUGCUGUCGCAGCUGCUGUCACUGCCGUUGCUCUGCUACCAGUGGGAAUAAACGAGAAAUUGCGUUUUAUCGCUUGUGCUGAUGAAAUGUGUUUGUUUUUCGGAUAUUUUGCAGCAUUUAAAACUUAUCAAAAAUGGAGUUUCAACAAAUUAAAUAUGAAUAUUAAAAGUUAUGAGUAACAGUUUUGAUAUUUCUAAAUUAAAAAUCAUAAAUUAAAUGUGAAAUGUACCUGCUAUUAAUGAGAAUAUAUUGAGAAAAUGUCGCGCGUCUUUACUGUAGUUUAUGUAUUUCUUGUUAUGAAAAUAACUUCGUGUUAUGAAAAUAUGGCUUAUUAACAUUAUCUGAACGUUUUGGAAAAAACAAUCAACAUAAUAAAACAAAUGCAGUACAAAUUUCGUAUGAACAAAAUAUUAUUAUCUUAUCGAAAAAUACUAGUUACCUAUUCAACUUGAAACCAUUGAAUGUUUAACAAACACUAUUGUUAAAAACAAAUUUGAACAAAUACAUUCAUUAAAAAUAUAACAACAAAAUCGAAAAAUUGACAACAAUUAACAAAGUAAUUGGCUUAUUAACUCCAACUGGAAUUGUACCUCAAUUACAGGAACAAUCGAUAAGAUUGUAACGCUAUAUCUGAUAUUGGUAAAAUAAAGGCUUCAAACUGACACCGACACCGACCAAGAUGUCCACGGAGCGUGAGCUCGCUCCGGGAGGACCAGCACAGCUCCAUACUUUACCUGUCGCUUUUUCAGAUCUCGGAACUACACUACAAUUGAAUACAGCUGUUCGAAUUAUUGGCAAAGUGUACGAAUCUCAAUGGACACCUUCGCCCCCGCGGCCUCAGAGCCCCACUCAAUCGCAGACCAGUUUCGAAAACCUCACAUCGCCACCAGCUACCGGUUCAUCAGUGAAUCCCACCGCCGUGACCAGCCCGAGUGCGCAAAAUGUGGCCGUUGGAGGCGCAACUGUGGGUGGCGCCGGUGCAGCAGGUCUGGCAACACAAGCCUCCGCAGUCGCCUCGCCAUUGGGUGCGACAGCUGCCGCUUCUCCCACCACGCAACCUGAACUGCCAGUAUUUACAUGUCCGCGCCGGCCAAACUUGGGACGUGAGGGACGACCCAUUGUUUUACGCGCCAAUCACUUUCAGGUGUCUAUGCCGCGCGGCUAUGUACAUCAUUACGAUAUCAAUAUUCAACCGGACAAGUGUCCGCGCAAAGUAAAUCGUGAAAUCAUAGAGACUAUGGUACAUGCAUACAGCAAAAUAUUCGGUGUUUUAAAGCCAGUAUUUGAUGGACGUAAUAAUUUAUAUACGCGUGAUCCGCUACCCAUAGGCAAUGAUCGCCUGGAAUUGGAAGUAACGCUGCCAGGCGAAGGGAAAGAUCGUAUUUUCCGUGUGACAAUUAAAUGGAUGGCUCAAGUAUCGCUUUUCAAUUUAGAGGAAGCUCUGGAGGGACGUACACGUCAGAUACCAUAUGAUGCAAUACUUGCAUUAGAUGUUGUAAUGCGACAUUUGCCGAGUAUGACGUACACGCCUGUUGGUCGCAGCUUCUUUAGCUCGCCAGAUGGCUAUUAUCAUCCUUUGGGUGGUGGCCGUGAGGUUUGGUUUGGUUUUCAUCAAAGUGUGCGUCCUUCACAAUGGAAAAUGAUGUUGAAUAUUGACGUUUCGGCAACGGCAUUUUAUAAGGCGCAGCCAGUAAUAGAUUUUAUGUGCGAAGUACUCGAUAUACGAGAUAUUAACGAGCAAAGAAAGCCGCUGACAGAUUCGCAGCGCGUCAAAUUUACAAAAGAAAUCAAGGGUCUUAAGAUUGAAAUUACCCAUUGUGGUGCCAUGCGUCGCAAAUAUCGUGUAUGCAAUGUUACACGUCGUCCAGCACAAAUGCAAUCGUUCCCCCUUCAGCUAGAAAAUGGUCAAACUGUUGAGUGUACUGUAGCAAAGUACUUCUUGGAUAAGUACCGCAUGAAAUUACGUUAUCCACAUUUGCCAUGUCUUCAGGUAGGACAGGAACAUAAGCAUACAUAUUUACCCUUGGAAGUUUGUAAUAUUGUCGCCGGUCAACGUUGCAUUAAAAAACUCACCGAUAUGCAAACGUCGACAAUGAUUAAAGCUACAGCACGUUCGGCUCCCGAUCGUGAGCGUGAAAUUAAUAAUUUAGUUAAGCGAGCCGACUUCAAUAACGAUUCAUAUGUUCAGGAAUUCGGCUUGACCAUUUCUAACUCUAUGAUGGAAGUACGUGGUCGUGUGCUACCACCGCCAAAACUACAAUACGGCGGGCGUGUAUCAAGUAUGACUGGACAGCAACUUUUCCCACCCCAGAAUAAGGUCAGCUUGGCUUCGCCCAAUCAGGGUGUUUGGGAUAUGCGCGGUAAACAAUUUUUCACUGGAGUGGAAAUUCGUGUUUGGGCUAUCGCUUGUUUUGCGCCACAAAGGACAGUGCGUGAAGAUGCUUUGCGAAAUUUUACUCAGCAAUUGCAGAAAAUAUCAAACGACGCUGGCAUGCCCAUAAUCGGGCAACCGUGCUUCUGCAAAUACGCAACCGGACCAGAUCAAGUGGAGCCCAUGUUUAGAUAUUUAAAGAAUUCGUUUAAUGCUUUGCAAUUGGUGGUGGUUGUGCUACCGGGAAAAACACCUGUUUACGCUGAAGUAAAACGCGUCGGUGACACAGUGUUGGGCAUGGCAACACAGUGUGUUCAGGCUAAGAAUGUUAAUAAAACAUCACCGCAAACUUUGUCAAAUCUUUGCCUCAAAAUUAAUGUUAAAUUGGGUGGCAUCAAUUCCAUAUUGGUACCCUCGAUUCGUCCGAAGGUUUUCAAUGAACCAGUCAUCUUCCUAGGCGCAGACGUCACCCAUCCUCCAGCCGGUGAUAAUAAGAAACCUUCAAUUGCCGCAGUUGUUGGCUCUAUGGAUGCUCAUCCAUCACGCUAUGCCGCUACAGUACGUGUGCAACAACAUCGUCAGGAGAUUAUACAAGAACUCAGCAGCAUGGUGCGCGAAUUAUUGAUCAUGUUUUACAAAUCUACUGGCGGUUAUAAGCCUCAUCGUAUCAUAUUAUAUCGUGACGGUGUUUCGGAGGGUCAAUUCCCGCAUGUAUUGCAACAUGAGUUAACCGCUAUACGCGAAGCGUGCAUUAAACUGGAAGCCGAUUAUCGCCCUGGUAUUACAUUUAUUGUGGUGCAAAAGCGACAUCAUACACGUCUCUUCUGCGCAGAGAAGAAAGAGCAGAGCGGCAAAUCUGGCAACAUACCGGCUGGCACAACAGUGGAUGUUGGUAUUACACACCCGACCGAAUUCGACUUCUAUCUUUGUAGUCAUCAAGGCAUACAGGGCACAAGCCGACCUUCGCAUUAUCACGUAUUAUGGGAUGACAAUCAUUUUGAUUCCGAUGAACUCCAAUGUUUGACAUAUCAACUGUGUCACACUUAUGUAAGGUGUACACGCUCCGUGUCGAUACCAGCACCCGCCUAUUAUGCUCAUUUAGUAGCUUUCAGAGCUAGAUACCAUCUAGUUGAGAAGGAACAUGAUUCCGGCGAAGGAUCUCAUCAAAGCGGUUGCUCAGAAGACCGUACACCAGGCGCAAUGGCACGUGCUAUAACGGUGCAUGCCGACACGAAAAAGGUCAUGUACUUUGCUUAAAGCAAUUUUGAAAAUUGGUUUUUUUUUUGUCUGAAUUGAAAAACAAUUCAAUAACAACUACAAAAUAGAAAGGAAAUGCGCAAUGUUGUAGAAAAUAGUAGUAAGACAAACAACAACAACAACACAGAUCGAUGCAUCAUUUUACUAGAGAUAAGUAUACAAAAUUUUAUAUUAAUAACAAACUGCAACUGCAGAAGAACAAUAAGUUAAAAUGAACUUAACUGGGACUUUUUAACGAACAAUACAAUCCAUGUCUAAGCUAAAAAGUUGAUAGUAUAGAAUGAAAUAUGUUUUUAGCGAGAUUCUGUUUCUUCCAACGCUGUUAUAUUUUGAAAACGCUAUAAUAAUUCCAAUUUUGCUUUUGUUUUAAAUCAUGAAGUAUAUGCGAAGAAGUAAAUAAUUUUGUAUGUAAGUAGAAAAGUGUUUCAAGAUUACGUCGCAACUAUGCGAAAUUUGUAUAUUUAUGAAACUUUAUAUAUAUAUACUUUAUUUCCACAUUGCGUUCCGAAAUAUAAGUCCAACAAUAAUGUUUAUUAAUUUAUGUCAUGUUACAAUAUGCUACACAAAUAUGAAUCGAUUGUGUCUAUAUGAAUUCUAUUAACUAAUUAUGUUAUAAUACACUUAUAACCAGCUCUCGACAUAUAUGUAUUGUAGUUGGAAAAUUUUUAUUUUUUUUAAUAUUUGUUUAUAAUGUGCAUAUAAAUUAUUUUCAUUUUGUACACGUACAACAACCCAUAAAGUGAAUAGCUUUUAAAUUACAUGUGUUUACAUGUUUGUGACUUUCAACUAAUUACUAAUUAAACCAGUAAACAGGUUUGAAUAUACAUAAAUACAAAUCCAAAAAACAAAAAACUUCUUGAAUAGAAAAAUUGUAACUCAUGCAAAAAUGUCAAGCGAAUUACUUAAUAAAUAAGUUAAGUUAUGUAUUUUUAAUUCCAAUUUCUCUGGCUUAGAUAUUCGUAAAACUGCACAGUUAGAGGCUACUUAAAACUUUUCAGUGGGUACAAUUUAAAUUUCCAUGGCUUGUGAAAACAACAA
This is a messenger RNA of Bactrocera oleae (olive fruit fly), 5121 nucleotides long. NCBI's taxonomy places the organism in Eukaryota, Metazoa, Arthropoda, Insecta, Diptera, Tephritidae. The record is from RefSeq and is a predicted model, not a curated record.